AAGCGCUAAAUAAAUCAAAUUGACAGAUUUAUUAAGGGUACAAAAAGAAUAAACAUAGGCAAAUGCAAAGACGAAUGAAAUCUGACAGCUCUCUGAUUGAAGUGGAGGCUCCAUUAAACCGCUAGUCACGGUCACGUGCUCUGAGCUGUAAUUCAUUAUUAAGUUAAUAAGUUCGUUCCUGAAAUAUUGUCUUAUCUCCGUAUACUUUUAGCAGUUAAAAUGGCAAAUAACGACACAGAUACUUCGUGGAAAACAACUGUUAUUGUCAGCACUUCCCUUCAGAAUAAUGAAAUUACAGGGCUGCUUUUAGCACAAGAACACCUACUUCGUUAUUCAGACAGUAUUGAACCCGGGACACUGGUCUUUCCUCUCUCAGGUGUGGCUUUUAUGCUGAUCACCACAGAGGAGUUUCCUGAAACGGGGUGUGAAGAAUUCUUUAACAAGAUUGAAAAGUUCAUCCAGGUCCACAGGAACAGCUUUCUUUUGCUCCAGGCACCAGCGUAUGGCGCAAGAGAAUUGAAAAUUGUGUCUGAACUUCAGAACAGGUUCUUUGGCAGUAACCUCAAAAUCUUACCUGUGCAUAGUAAUGGAGAGACUGUCAAGGGAGUGGUGACCAUCGCUAAAGCCACAAGUAAACCACACAUGGAUAGACUGCAGGAGCGGAUGCAUUCAGCUCGAGCUGACAUCAUCAAACGAAGCCAUGAAACUUUCUUAAAGAACUUGGACAUUUUUAAGGGAUCUCCUCUAUCCGGAUGACAAGACUCUCCAUCAGAUCAUAUGUAACAAGUGCACACUGUAGUACCUGUAAUUACAAAAUAUGUCCAUUUUUAUCUACACACUCACUAUAUUAAGGCUUAAAUCACAAUAACUCACUGUACUAAGGAUAUUAGGAGGACGAUGAUUUACCUUCUCCUGUGCCUCACUUGGCAUUCCACCUAGCACUUUGUUUUUCACAUAUUGAACUGAUUUUUUUCCUGAGGCCUCUUUCAGUUCUAGAGAUAAAAAGGUUAAGAAGAUGUUGUUCUUUACUAUAAAAAGCUACACUUAUCAUAAAAACAGUUACUAGCUGAAAAUAAAGUAGAAUAAUAAUAACUGGAUAUGAGUUUUAUAAUAGAUGGAAAUUGCCAAUAGUUAAAAUGUUAAAAAUGAAACUCUCUUACCUCUCACUUUGACCUUUUUGUCCUCAUGAAGUCUCUUUAGUUCUGACCCAUAGUAUGAUUUUGACAUGGUGAGACACACACGCAGGAUUUCUAUGUAGCUCUCAGCAAUGUCACAAAGGUCUGUCCAAAUACCUGUCUAAAAAAAAUACACCUGGACAUCCCAU
This is a messenger RNA of Hemibagrus wyckioides, 1324 nucleotides long. RefSeq names its product protein SPO16 homolog. The record is from RefSeq and is a predicted model, not a curated record. Gene Ontology annotation, biological process: synaptonemal complex assembly; reciprocal meiotic recombination. The transcript has 6 exons. NCBI's taxonomy places the organism in Eukaryota, Metazoa, Chordata, Actinopteri, Siluriformes, Bagridae. Gene Ontology annotation, cellular component: chromosome. Bases 220 to 756 code for a protein of 178 amino acids.